UCAAGUAGUAAUUUGUCACCCAUGAUAUUAUGGAUAAUUCAUAUGAAUGCGGAAUGAAAUUACCUUCGCUUUCUAUUGCGCUAUAGAUGAGCCUGCAUACUUGGGCUGUUUCCGUGACAACCUACCCAGAGAUCUUCAGGUGUAUAUUCCCACUCACCCAGCUACUAUCGGCGCAUGCGUGGACACGUGCAAGUCCCAGGGCUUUAGCGUUGGAGCCUUGCGCAACUCAGAUCUGUGUUUCUGUGGAAAUGCGUACAGGAAGUCCAAUCAGGUGGCAGAUAAAGAAUGCGACAUGCCUUGCUACGAUAACUCUUUUGAAGUUUGCGGUGGAUUUAUGACCUUUUCGCAAUAUUGGACGGGCAUUGUGGACUCUACGACUGGAACACUCCCUGGAAUACAGAAGCAUUUUAUUCCUUCAAAUGAUCCGAUCCCAUGGGAGCUACUCGUGCACGCUCGUUCAAAAUACCCUCCACGACAUAUGCCUGGAUCAACACGUGGUUCCCCCUGGUACCAGACUUACGCUAGUCCAUGGCCAUGGAGAGGGAACACUAACAUUGUACCAUUCCAACUACAACGGACAGGUGGAUUGAGAAGUUAUCCCUCGACCUACCAAGCUAAACUGAUCUACCCUCAAAAUAGAUAUCAGGGUUAUCAACGUUAUUAUGGUGCAAAACCAUACAGGACAAACUACAAUCGGCUUCAACAGCCUUCCUCAAGAUAUAAUUUCCAAAUAGCUACAAACACCCAGCCAAGUGCAUAUGGUGCUUAUCAGAGUCAAGUCAAUCGCUGGCCGUACAAUUACAACUACAACAGCUACAAGUACAGAAAUUACAACUUUCAAAACAGCGCUGCAAACAGACCAUAUAAUGGUUAUCAAGGUGUUUAUCAAAGGAGACCUGCUCCAAGACCUUCACCCCAGGAAAAAGCUAAGUUAAUGGGUUUGUUGAAAAAAGUCAGUUGGACAUUAUUCAAAGAAAUCCAUGGAACAUCCAAAUUAGGUGCACCCAGAUUCUUGGGUUGCUAUCAAGAUUCAGAAUCACGUGACCUUCCUACGGCAGUUCAAGUGAGGCCGCUGACCGUAGAGGGCUGCGUCUCAAAGUGUGGUGAAUCGGGCUUCUCCAUAGCUGGUCUCCAGUCCUCCACACAAUGCUUUUGCGGUACGACGUACAGCAAGUACGGCAGGCUCCUGAAUGACCAAUGUACAAUGCGCUGUACUGGAAACUACCAGGAAAUAUGUGGAGGAGUGAUGAUGAACUCUUUGUACUACACAGGUAUUGGCCAAGCAAUUCCAUACGUGGCACCACCAACUGAUGCGAGGACCCAACAGAUAACCUUCACCAAAAACACCCCAACAAACUCUCAAUGGAUUGAAAAAUCAGGACGAAAACAAAGACCUGUAAGUCUGAAAAAACCGUUACAGCCGUUUCACAAGGUCCUCUUACAAAAAGCCAAACCCAAAGUGUCCAAAAGUAAAGACAAACCUGCAAAGAACAAACCGAAGACAACACAGUUGAAAAACAAAGAUGACCAAAGUAAAGGAAGACCAUUGCCAAUACAAGAUUACGGAAAGCUAACAAAGAUACUUCAAACACUGUCAAGGUGGCGUCAACCAUACAAGUCACGAGACAACAGCAAGGACCAAAAGAUGAAACCAGCUCUAAGUUAUCAAGAAUUGAGAAAGGUACUCGACGACAUGACUCCAGAAAUUGUCAAAAAAAUUGCCGACAAAAUCAUUGCUCACGACAACAACAGAACCAAACUCAGCGACAUGAAACCCUUGGGUGCAGAGAAAAGUCUACAGGUACAUUUGGAAAGUUCUAAACUGGCAAGCGAGAAAAAGCAUGAUCCAGGGUUCAAAAGAGUACAUGUCAAGAGCUCUAACUACAAGAACUGGAGUAAAAAAGGAAAUAGCACUGCUCCAAAAGUAAGGAACAAACAUGAAGACGUUGUUCUAGAAGAUGACGCCAGACCUAUCACUUCGAGUAGAAACGGCGCUGCGACGAAAGGGCCCGAAAACAAUACUUCUGAACAAAGCGUUUCUAUGACAAUGGACCCUAAGGUCUUAUCUUCGGGACCAGUCAAUGGAAAAGUAUUGAUUCAAUCAACUCCACAAAACAAUAUUUUUAGCACUGAUACUCAAGAAUCCACGAGAUAUGCAACAAAGGCGGUUGUUAAGGUGCAAACUGCAGACGGCACCAAAAUUCCCAGCCUGCCAUCGUUUAUUCCAAUAGCUGACAAACGGAAAAAACACAGAUUGAAGAGUAAUCCAGUUUCCUCAGAUAAUCAACAAAAUGGGAGCAAGCAACUACAGCCAUCACACAAGGAAUUAAUGUCAGACAAGCAGUCCAACAAGCGAACGUUCGUGCAUUUUAUAGUAAAAGAAAGCCAUGACAAGAAAAAGAAACUUUCCAAGAAGAAAAGCGAGUCAUCAUGGAUUAAACCACAUUUAGAUUUAAAUGAAACGGAAAGCACUGAUGGCGACAUUGUCUCCCUCUCACAGGAAGAAACAAAGACUCAAGCGAACGCUAGCAUCAAAACUAAAACAGAACAGAAAGUUACGAGUCAAGAAAAUCAAACAGCUUUCGAAGGUAUUCCGUUUAAGAUAAAUCCUGCACUAGUUACAGAAGAUGUGGACGAAGUCUUUGGAACAAACAAUAUACCUUCAAACAAUACGCCCGUGGAAAACAAAAUGAAAAGCACAAAGAAUGUAGCCUUUCAAAUUGCAAAUAAGACCCUUUCUGAAAAAGAGCAAAAGUCUACAAAGAAAAAGAUUAUACAUCCAGAACAGGGUACUAAGACGAUAGUUCUAAAGCAUCCACGAAUUCCAAACAAGGUUCUACACGUAGAGGCCAAAUGGAAUGGCCAGAUUAACGUAAAAGCAAACUGGAAAGAAGUGAUGGAACCAGAAUCAAAACCAAAAAAGAAAUCUUCUGUGAAGAAAAAGAAUGUGAACCACAAGAAAAAGACAACGAGAAAAUUUAAAGAAAGCAGUGGAGAUGAUGAAGGGAAUGACGAUUACAAAUUUGAUGACAGUGGUUCAAGAAAUGAGCUAUUGUGGAGACAUAGCCGACCACUAAAAGAUAAAAUCACCUAGAACAUCACAUCACUGUAAUUUAUAUAAUUAUGUAAAGAAUGUCUGUACAAUUAUGUUCAGUUUCCUUGUUUUGAUACAGACUGAAGUGAUAAACAGCCUGUACAUGAACCAAAUUUCUACAGUAAGACCAAGGCAAAUCUCUAAAUAUUGUCCGCUAGAUGCGGACUUGAUCGGACCCUGAUCUGCUGUUGAAAAUGAGCAGAUCAAAAGACACAUAUGAAAACGGAUAGUCGAUUCAAAUUUUAUUAUUGUAGAAGGUAAGACUGACGGCAGAGCUGCUUCUGAGUUUUUGC
Orbicella faveolata is the source of this 3387-nucleotide messenger RNA. RefSeq lists its product as uncharacterized. The record is from RefSeq and is a predicted model, not a curated record. Gene Ontology annotation, cellular component: plasma membrane. Lineage: Eukaryota; Metazoa; Cnidaria; Anthozoa; Scleractinia; Merulinidae.